Drosophila grimshawi is the source of this 3885-nucleotide messenger RNA. Its product is annotated as polyhomeotic-like protein 1. The coding region runs from base 1126 to 2862 and encodes 578 amino acids. The transcript has 2 exons. NCBI's taxonomy places the organism in Eukaryota, Metazoa, Arthropoda, Insecta, Diptera, Drosophilidae. Gene Ontology annotation, molecular function: nucleic acid binding. The record is from RefSeq and is a predicted model, not a curated record.
AUCUCUGUAACCUCAGCAAGUCUGUCGACAAGUCGUGUGUGUGGUAGUGGUGAAAACUUAUAAAUCGGUUGGGGAAAAAUGCAUUUAAGAAAUCGUUAAAGCAAUAAAUCCAAUAGCCAAUAGUGUAACAAAUAAAUACAAACAUCGAAUAAAACGCUCACACACAGUGUUCGCGGUGUGCCAAGCAAAUCCAAUAAAAUAAUUACAAAAAUUUAACAAAGAAUAAGGUAAAUCGACGUCGACGACAACUGAAUACCUAAAAGCAACAAUACAACAACAACAGCAAGGGGCAACAUUGAAGCAGCAACAGCAGCAGCGGCACGCAGAAUAAAGAAACAAGGAAACAUUUGCACACAGCAAGCAGCCGAAAACAACAAAAACAACUACGCCAACACCGACAAGAAAAACCACUUCAACAAAAGAGGAUAACAUAUUGAAAGAGCUGCGCCACACACACACAUAUACAUAUACAUAUAUGUAUAUAUAGGGAGCUGCUAACUUACACACACACAUACACACGUGCAUGUGUACGUGGGAAAGUAAACCGACAUCUUUUUACGAGUUUUGCAAUUGGGCAAAAGAGAGACAGCAGAGGGAGAGAGAGAGAGUGCAGAGAGAGGAGAGAGAGCUCCAGCGAGCUUAAGCAGAGCAGAGGGCUAGGGCUGCAGAGCCCUUUGAUAACGCACGCACUCACACACACACACACAUACAUACAGACAGGCGAUCGAGUGAGCGCGACUUGAAGAGAGCCGCCUGAGAGAGAGGGAGAGAGAGACUACGGCUCAGUGUUGCCCAACAACCGUUAAUAUACAAACGAAUUUGGGAAUCACAGCAAUCGUGAAAGUGCGUCGACGUUGUCUUGUCGUUUUGUCAUUCGUUGUGCGUGAGCGUAAUUCAACACUUGGCACACGGCCAGUGUUGCCACACUGCAAACAAAGAGCAAGCAAAACCAACCAGUAACAGAGACUCACACUCACUCACUCACCUGCAUUUACGUAAGACAAGUGCUGCCAGACAGCUGUCAAAGCUGCACGCAGAAGCGUGCAAGAAAAGAGAGAGAGAGAGCAAGAGCGAGAAGCAGCUAAAUAAAUCCUUGCAACAGACGACGCAGGCGACAACACCCAAAUGAAAACGCUCGUACUCAGUCCCGACGAUCUGCAGAACUUUAACAAGUUCAUCUACGAUCCGAAAUCUGCUGCACAAUUGGCCGCAAGUGCGGGCGCCAUUGCUGCCGCUGCCGCCGCUCAUGGACACCAUCAUCAUCCAGGUGGGGGAGGCGGAGGAGGAGUGCAACUUGUUGCAGCAAGCAACGUUGCGUCAGCUGCAACAGUGCCCGUCACCCAAGUAGUGGGUGGCACAGUGGGCAACGCGAGCGGCGCCAACAGUGCCAAUAAAUUAAUGGCACUACACUACUAUCUAAACCAUCAGGGCAACUAUGUGGGCGUCCAGGCGCCAAGCCAUGCAACACAGCACCAACAACAACAGCAGCAGCAACAACAGCAGCAGCAGCAACAGUUGCUGGCACAGUCGCAAACGCAGCUGAAGCAGUUGCAACUGAAACAGCCAACAAUACAUCAGCAUCAGCAGCACAUCAGCUAUCAUCAUCAUCACCCCUACUACCAACAACAGCAGCAGCAACAGCAACAACAACAACAGCAACAACAGCAACAGCACAAGGUGCAACAACAAAAUCAUUUGCCUGUCCAUGCGUUAAAUCAAAACUCUAAUUUCUCGGCGGCCAGUUCGAGCACUGGCGGCACUGCAUCCAGUCAUGCGCCCACCCAGCAAUCCAAUGGCUCCAGCAUCUCACCCACAAUCAUCAGUCAUCCAUCACAUGUUCAUCCACAUGCCCAUCCCCAUCCCCAUCCACACGCGCAUCAUGCACAUCAUGCGCAUCAUCAGCAAGCGGCGGGUGGAGCAACAGUUGUUGCCAGCAACAGCAAUAUUGCUGCCGCAGCAAAUGCCUUGUUGCGUGCGACAGCUGCAGCAGCAGCAACGGCUGCCACAACAGCAACAGGAGCGGGUGCAGCAGCAACAACGUCGUCUGCCGUCUCCUCAUCAGCGUCGUCAUCAUCCUCGUCGUCAUCAUCAUCGGCCUCCUCAUCAUCGGCUGCCGGAGCAUCCUCGACGGCGUCGACCACAACCGGCUCUGCCAAUUGUGCCAAGAAACUGAAAACGGAACCGUUGCUCUCGCAAUACAAUCAAACGGAGCGACUGAAUUUUGCAAACACGUACAUUGUGUGGAGCGAGGAGCACUGGCGCCGUGUCGUCUUCCACGAUGAGCGACGCUUCAAUUUGGAUGGGCCCGAUGGCUUCUCCUAUUACUUCCACGAUCUGCGCAACUAUGAGCGAACGUUGUCGCAACGGCCGCGUGGCAACUCCGUCUACAUCUACCUGAUGAUCUGCGUCGGUGGCGCCAUCCAUUUGGAUGUCUCCUCUGCCAAGCAGCGACCCGAAUCCUGCAUCGAAGCCAUACUCCGCGAACGGCCCAAUAUCGUUAGCAAACUGGGCGGUGGUGCUGCAGGUGGAGGAGGACAGAGUGCUGAGUUUGUGCUGCAGGAUCACAAUUGGAUGUCGCAUGCGUUGCCCACCGCCCAGGAGCUGCUCAAUGCCGAGGGACUCAAGACGCAAAAGUGGCCAACGAUUGCCCACGAUCUGAACAUCAUGGAGAACAUUUGGGGCUGGCUGAUACGCGAGGUAUUCGAUGGUGGUCGAAAAUUCUCGCGCAAAGAUGACCUCAUCUUUCGCAUCAAGGAGGCGUGGUCCCGGCUGCCGCUCGACCUAAUCACGAACCUGUACAGCACGCUGCCCGAACGGAUCACCGAGCUGUAUUACACUCAAGGUGUGUACACGAAUUGUUGACAACCGACGCCGCCAAAGGACGUGCGAGGGCAACAACGGGAACAGGAACGGGCACAGCAGCAGGAGCACUUAUCAAACGAGGCAGGAUGGGGCAGAGAAGGUGACUUCAUUAUCUGCUCCACACCAGCAGCAGCACUCCACCACACGUGGCAGCUGACUCUACUGUAUACAACAUCAACAACAACAAGAACACGCCGCAUUAUUAUGUUCUAAAGGCAAAUAAUCCCAGAUGGCAGAAAAAUUUACCUUUUUUUCGUACAUUUAACUUGACAUUUUUUUUGUAUGUAUAGCUUUAAGAUGCGUGUGUGUGUGCGUGUGUCUCUCUCUGUGCGUGUGUGUGUGUGUGAAUCUGAUUAUGUAUUUGCAAUCUGCAAUCUGCAAUUUGUAAGCGUGUGUCCGUUUCCAGCUCUGUUUAUAGUUAUGUGUAUUUAAGAUUUAACUAACAAAACAAACAAAAUGCGAGAUUUGACCGCAGGCGCCGCCACAGCAGUGUGGCAACGCUGGCAACAACCUCACCACACCACACAACAUAACUCACCACGCCGCAGCCAGUGUUGCCAAUGCUUUGUAAUUAGUGUUCUCUUAUGCAGUUCUACACAAACUGCAGCAAAAAUAACCCAAUUUUAAAUAUUUAAGGCUUUAACUUUUAGUUGUCGUUUUUAAACUAUAAAUACAACCCCGCCCCCUCCUCCUCCCACCCCGCUUCAUUAUCCAACCUAUUUAGUUACAAACAAAAAAAAAAAAGAAAAACCAAUUUAUUUUAACUUUGAAACUUAACUCAUUUUGUUGAUUGUUUUUAGUUAUGCGAAAGUAGAAGGAGAAGUUAAGAAAAAGAAAGAAAGAAAGAAAAUGGCGAACAAAAUUAAUGCAAAGCGAAAAGAGUAAAAUAAACUUGUAACUAAAGUAUUAUUUGUAAGGCAUAGUUUUUUGUUGUAGCAAAAUACACACAUACAAAAACUAAAACUAAAAUCCUAUCAUGUAAAAUUGUUUACGAACAGAAAUAAUAAUUAAACUAAUUAUCAA